AUGGCAGUGGUGAGUACCUCUUUGGCUCUCCGCCUCCUGCCUCUCCUCCUCCUCCCUGUCGCCGCCAUCGCGGCCAGUGCAUCCAUCGGCUAUGGUGUCAUUGGUACCAGGAUCAAUCAAACUGGUAUCAGGUUCAAUCAGACAACAUCGCCUACAGCUGCUAGGCCCUUGCCUGCACCCCCGGCCAAGGUAACACCUACGACCCCAAGUGCUCAGCCUGCACCCCCGCCCAAGGUAAUACCUACGGCCCCGAGUGCUCUGCCUGCACCUAUUGGGACAACAAGCAUGGAAGUGAAAUCCUCCUCUGUAAGAAGAGUUGUAGCAAUUUUAGCUCCUGUAGUUGGCUUCAUUUUGCUUAGCAUCUUGUUCCUCGGCACCUAUUUUAUACGUAAACGAAGAACACAACAACAAUAUGAGAUGGAGAUGGAGGAAGAGUUUGGGGAGCUACAAGGAACACCAAUGAGGUUCACAUUUCAGCAGCUAAAAGCAGCAACCGAGCAAUUCGCAGACAAGCUCGGGGAAGGAGGAUUUGGGUCUGUUUUCAAGGGUCAAUUUGGUGAUGAAAGGAUUGCAGUAAAACGUUUGGAUCGAGCGGGUCAGGGCAAAAAAGAAUUUUCUGCAGAGGUUCAAACAAUUGGCAGCAUUCAUCAUAUUAAUUUGGUCAGAUUGAUUGGUUUUUGUGCAGAGAAAUCGCAUAGGCUCUUGGUAUAUGAGUACAUGCCAAAAGGAUCCUUGGAUAGAUGGAUCUAUCAUCAACAUGACAAUGAUUCACCUCCCCUGAAUUGGAGCACGCGGUGCAAGAUUAUCACUCACAUAGCUAAGGGUCUCGCUUAUCUUCAUGAGGAGUGCAUGAAAAAGAUUGCCCAUUUGGAUAUCAAACCACAAAACAUCCUCUUUGAUGAUGACUUCAAUGCUAAACUUUCUGAUUUUGGACUAUGCAAGCUCAUUGACAGGGAUAUGAGCCAAGUGUUUACCAGAAUGAGAGGCACACCUGGAUAUUUAGCUCCUGAAUGGUUGACAUCACAGAUCACGGAAAAGGCUGAUGUCUAUAGCUUUGGUGUUGUGGUCAUGGAAGUCAUCAACGGAAGAAAGAACCUCGACAAUUCUCGAUCCGAAGAGAGCAUCCAUCUCAUCACCCAAUUGGAGGAAAAGGUGAAGACUAAUCGGUUGGUAGAAUUAAUUGACAAUAAGAGUAACAAUAUGCUGGCACAUAAGCAGGAUGUAAUUGAGAUGAUGAAGCUCGCAAUGUGGUGUUUGCAGAUUGAUUGCAAAAGAAGGCCUAAAAUGUCCGAGGUAGUCAAGGUCUUGGAAGGUGCCAUGAAUGCAGAGAGCAACAUUGAUCAUAACUUCGUUGCAACAAGUCAAGUGUAUUUCGGCGCUGCUGGAAAUGUGGUCUCAUCGGUUCCACCUCUAGCUUCACAUGUAUCAGGUGCCAGGUGA
Messenger RNA from Triticum turgidum subsp. durum (durum wheat), 1440 nucleotides. The record is from the annotation of a GenBank genome assembly. NCBI's taxonomy places the organism in Eukaryota, Viridiplantae, Streptophyta, Magnoliopsida, Poales, Poaceae.